AUGUGGGAGAAGAAUCCAGAAGCGAAUGAAAAGAAAGGAGAUCCUGGAAGAAUGCUCCGAGUUAUUGUUGAAAGCGGAGGUUGCAGUGGAUAUCAAGUAGAGUUUACUUUUUCAAAAGAGAUUGAGCCUGGUGAUCAAGUCUUUUAUCAUCCUUCAUAUCCCAAUUCAAAGGUACUUGCUGAUGAAAUUACAAUGAGUUUUAUUAAGGGUAGUACCAUCGAUUUUGUGGAAUCCAUGGCUAAAACAGCUUUGUUUUGGAAAAGAAUCCCAAUGCAGAGACAGGAUGUAGUUGUGGAACUUCAUUUAGCGUCAAAACUAAAUAAUGGAAUACAAUUUCACCCUUAUUAUAAUAUUUAUUUAAUUUAG
Molecule: messenger RNA, 366 nt
Organism: Naegleria lovaniensis
Lineage: Eukaryota; Heterolobosea; Eutetramitea; Acrasida; Naegleriidae
Exons: 1
Coding region: 1-366 (121 amino acids)
Biological process (GO): iron-sulfur cluster assembly
Cellular component (GO): mitochondrion
Molecular function (GO): 2 iron, 2 sulfur cluster binding; 4 iron, 4 sulfur cluster binding; iron ion binding
Source: RefSeq, a predicted model, not a curated record